GUAAGGAAGUAAGGAAAGGUGGCCAAGCCGACCACUUUGGAGAGAAACGGAAGCCAUGCGGGGUGGAGAUGUAAUUGAUGUUGAAAUUGAAGUACGCUUGUCUUGAUUUUGUUCGUCCAAAUCCGAGAAGCAAUUGAUUAGAACAAUGGAGUUGGAAGCUGAUCUUGCAAACAAAAAAGACAUCGAUUAAAUUAGUUCAUCUUUAUUUCAGAACUACCGACCUUCAAUUCAGUUCUUCUUCUUACAUCUGGAUUCGAUGUGACACUGUACUUUAAUCCUCCUCCCACGCUCUCAUCCACUCCAUCGGGCAUCGCCUAAACCCAAGCAAAAAGGAGGAAAUGAGGUACGGAUGAUUAGAAUUAUGCUGUUUAUCUUUCUACGUAUUCGAAAUAUUCUAGUGAUUGGAAGGAAAAAAGUUCGGUGAGACUUGUCAAUUGCUGUCGACUUUUUGAUCUAAUCCUGUAGUAAAUUAAUUUGCAAGUGGAUUUCAAGUCGAAGAGGCGAAAAGAAGAGGAAACAUUAAUUUAAAGCAUAUGUGAUUAAUUUAUUGUUAGAACCAUGGGAAAGCUUGACUUCGGUGUGCUAUGGCGGACACUUGGUGGAGUCGUGUGCUUAAAUAAUCAUUUGGAUAACAUUGGGGGUUAUGACAUUAGGAGCAAUUUUCUGUUCCUUUUGGAGUUUCUUGGCUUUUUUGCUUUAAGUAGGAUAAAUGGGUGGAUAGGAAGAAGAUUGACGCGACUUUUUGAUCCAAGUGGUUUUUUAUUGGGUUGGUAUACGGUGCAGCAAUUCUGCUUUUCAACGUCUAAGUUUAGGACAAGGUUUGGAGUUUCUUGAAUGACGCAUGCAAGUGAAUGAAACAAAAAGGGAAAAUGAAACCAGAGCCUAUCAAUUUGAAUGGAAUGGUAGCCACUUGCCAACGCCAAGCCAGAUUUUUGGUAUGGUUGUGCUUCACAGCCAAGGUGUUUGAUGAAAUGCUUCACAGAAAGAGCUGCUGCAGCGAUUUAGAAGGUGUUAUUGGCUGCUUCAGUUCAAUGCACUAUGCUUCUGUAGUCUGGUGGUGGGAGUUCUUUAGGUAAAGUUCUAGCCUGAGUUUGACUUUAACGCCAUUAGUCUUUGUUUUAACCUUUGAAUUCUUUCACCUUUGACAUGAUUUCAUCCGUCACCACUUAUGAGCAUAUAUGUAUCUGUGCCUGUGCGUGUUUAUAUCUACAUUAGAUGCAUAUCAAGCUGUACACUGAUAGGGUCAUUACAAUCAUGUGUUUAAGCCUUAUGCUCAUGUAAAUUUCUCAAGAACUGUAGCUUUACUUUGUUAAAUUGGCCCACUUUUCCAACUUUAUCAUCCUAUAAAAACCCAUUAUUUCUCCUGCUCUUAUCACUGGCCUCCCCAUCAGCAAUCUUCUAGACAAACCCCCUGAAGCCACUAUCAACAAAAGUUCUCAAACAUGGUUCCAGCUGAAAUGACUGGCAUCCAGUUUUUUCCAUCUGAAAACGCUUUUCAAAUUCCUUCAAAUAUUGGCAUGAUCCAGAACAGCUUUCAGACCUUCCAUCAUUUGAAUGACUUUCUAGGAAACCAACCAAUGUCUCACGUCCCUCAUCCUGGCCUUGAAUUCCUUGCACAAUCCUUAAGUUUUAGCUACAACUCAACAUCUGAUGAAGCCGAGGAACAACAGAAAAGUAUUAUUGAUGAGAGAAAGCAAAGGAGAAUGAUUUCUAAUAGAGAAUCAGCUCGUAGAUCACGGAUGAGAAAACAGAAACACCUUGAUGAGCUUUGGUCUCAGGUGCUUAGGCUUCGCUCUGAGAACCAUGAGCUGGUGGACAAGUUGAACCACAUAUCUGAUUGCCAUGAAAAGCUUCUUCUGGAGAAUGCCAAGCUGAAGGAGGAAGCCUCUGAUCUUCGUCAGAUGCUCAGUCACCUGCAAAUUGGCAGACCUUACACUCCUUGCUUGAGUGACCUUGAAGAUAUUCCCAGCAACACUGUACAUCUCAGAGCUGAAUCUUCAUCAUGCCAGUCCAUCGCCAACUCCAUGGAUAACCUACUCUUCAUGGAGGAUAAAUCUUUAACUUUCUAAACUUCUAGUUCUUUUUAUCUAGUUUUGUUAUUAGUCAUCAGUCUUUGCUUUGAGCUUGUAUGAGAUCAGUAGUAGAAUAAGAUUGUUUUGGCUUUCAACCAGAGGUUGAAUCCGGAGUUUUCUCACUACCUGUUAAAAUUAGCAUUCAUGAAACCAAUUGCUCUCUGCCCGCCGCAUAUACAAAAUGAAGCUGGAGAAGCAAAGUACCUGAAAAUGAUAUAUUCAUAUUGGAUCAUGAGUGCCUGAUUCAUAACUUCAUCAUUUUCUUUUAAACCCCACCAGCUUACAUCAUUAAAGCUCCACAAAGGAGAGAAAUGGAUAGGAAACAGGAAACAAUUUAACAGAGGAAGUAAGAUUUUUGUCCAGUGAGCUAAGUGUAUGGAGUAAAAACAACCAAAGUUCUGCACAGAAUAAGAGGGGCACAAUAGGACAAGCCAUGGUGGAGGUGCUGCUGUUAGUGGCUCAUCAUUGAAAUGAAUACCAUAAGAUGCCAAACUUUUGAAAAUGGUAUCCACUAAUACAAAAUACCCUAUUACCUUGCUAUCUCUCUUUUGUCUAUUAUGGUAAGCUGAUUCAAACAAUCAAGCUUAACAGUUCAUAUCUAUAUACUGUUCAAUCAGGCAGAAAUCUCAGAGCAAGGUAUUUGACUCUCUCUCUCUCUCUUUUUCUCUAGUUAAUGCAUUAGAAUUUGUUGCAUAACUUUGGUGUUAUAAACUGAAUCAUCUCAGACUGCACUGUUCUCAACCAUUAGAAAUUGUCUGGAACAGGGGUGAUGUAACGGCCCAAGCCUAUCGCUAGCAGAUAUUGUCUUCUUUGAACUUUCCCUUUCGAGCUUCCCCUCAAGGUUUUUAAAACGCAUCUGCUAGGGAGAGGUUUCCACACCCUUAUAAAUAAUAGUUCGUUCUCCUCCUCAACCGAUGUAGAAUCUCACAGGUGACGUUUCAGGUGGUGGCUUUAACAUUGACAAUUGCUGUUGCAUGUCCUGUGCUGCCGAGGUACACCAUUAAACUCUCUGUACUUUACUGUCAUCCAAAAAGCCAUCCGCUGUGAAAUUUUCUUUCCCUUUUGUCUGAAUCUGCAUACUUCGAACAAUUUGUGGGAUUUGGAUUGGGAAAUCCUUUCUCAACCUAUUCAACCACUUUCUAAAUAUGGAGGCUUUUUCCUUGCUGCUGCUAUGUGGAGUGUGAGGCCGAUCAGAUCCUAAAGCAAAAUAGAUCUGGUUAAUGGAUAAGGACCCGACAUUAUGAUCAUACUUGUUGACAUAUAGGUAUUCUAAUGCAUUAUUUAUUGCCUGCAAAAUUUGUACUUGUUCUGUAUAUUUACUUUGGGAAUACUUUUUUCUUUUAUCUCUGUUGAGACAGGAAUUAAAAACUUUACCUUGUAGAAGAUAUACAUUAACUACGUUGAGAUUAUCCAAUUUAAUGUUUUUGUGAGAUU
Molecule: messenger RNA, 3506 nt
Organism: Cucurbita moschata (crookneck pumpkin)
Lineage: Eukaryota; Viridiplantae; Streptophyta; Magnoliopsida; Cucurbitales; Cucurbitaceae
Product: basic leucine zipper 43-like
Exons: 2
Coding region: 1443-2069 (208 amino acids)
Biological process (GO): regulation of DNA-templated transcription
Molecular function (GO): DNA-binding transcription factor activity
Source: RefSeq, a predicted model, not a curated record